AUACUUCUUCUCCUCGAAUCUCUUUUCACUACAGCUUCGGGUCCUGAAAACCAAAGGAGGACCCACGCACGCAACACACGCAUGAAGCCAAACUGUGCAUAGCGAGAAAUUUAGAGAUUUAUAUUUAUGAUUUAUCUUUAUAGAGCCAUAUAUAGCAACAGGGAGAGAGAGAACUUCUUCUAAGUCAUGGAUUCGCUCGUUGUGGUAGAAUUUCAAGCACCCUUUUUUGGGUUGGGAUUUUGGUGGUAAUGUGAUGUGCUUAAUUAUUGGAUAAUUCUAAAUAUGGAUUUAUCUUUUGAGGGAACUGCACUUGAUCCAUCAAAAUGUAGCAAACUAAGCUUGGAUGAAAAGAGAGAACUAGUCUAUCAAUUAUCAAAAUGUGCAGGUGCCUGUGAAAUGCUACAGUCAUGGAGCCGUCAGGAAAUUUUGCAGAUUCUGUGUGUGGAGAUGGGAAAAGAAAGAAAAUAUACAGGCUUGACAAAGUUGAAAAUCAUAGAGCACCUUCUUAAAAUUGUGUCUGAAAAGAAAGCUGGGGAAUGUAUGGCCACCACAGAUGUUGAGACACCUGUCCAAAGAUCUUCCAGGCAGAGGAAAACUGAUAACCCAUCCCGGUUAACUGUUUCAGUUAACUAUGCUGCUGUUAACAAUGGAGGCAAUGAUUUAGGUAAUACAGUGUACUGUAAAAACUCAGCUUGCAGAGCUACCUUAAAACAAGAAGAUGCAUUUUGCAAAAGGUGUUCAUGUUGCAUCUGUUAUAAGUAUGACGACAACAAGGAUCCCAGCCUGUGGUUAACUUGCAGCUCAGAGCCUCCAUUUCUGGAUGCUGCAUGUGGCAUGUCAUGCCAUCUUGACUGUGCCUUAAGACAAGAAAGGUCAGCCAUUGGAAAAGAAGGAUAUGAUGGGAGCUUUUGUUGUGUAGCUUGUUGGAAAGUGAAUGAUUUACUUGGAUGCUGGAGAAAACAAUUAUUGAUGGCUAAAGAUACCAGGCGGGUAGACAUACUAUGUUAUCGCGUGUCCUUAAGUAAAAAACUUCUCAACAAGACUGGAAAGUAUCAAAAACUUUAUGAGAUUGUGGAUGAAGCUGUGAAGAAGCUUGAAGCUGAAGUGGGUCCAUUAACUGGCUUACCUGUAAAGAUGGGUAGGGGUAUUGUAAAUAGGCUUUCUUCAGGACCAGAUGUUCAAAAAUUGUGUGCUUUUGCUUUGGAAUCACUGGACAAAAUGCUUUCACAUACUAUCGUGCAUCCAUUCCCUGAUUCAAUGAUAAGAGAUUUAAAUGCAAGAGCUUCAACGGUGGUCAGAUUUGAAGAUGUAUAUGCAACUUCACUUGCUGUGGUUUUGGGUUCUGAAGAUCCUUCACCAAGUAAUGUUGUUGGUUAUACCUUAUGGCAUCGCAAGGCUCAGGAUACUGAUUAUCCUACAGAACCAACAUGCACGCUGUUGGUACCAAACACAAGGUUUGUUAUUACAGGUCUAUCUCCUGCUACAGAAUACUUUUUCAAAGUUCUUUCCACCAAUGAUGUAAGAAGAGAAAUCGGCAUGUUCGAAGUUCAAUGCUGUACUCGAGAUAAAGACCCAAACUGCUCGGUUGUGGAAAGAAGUCAGAGCCUAACAACCAACUGUAGCAGUCUUUCUAAUCCAUCAUCCGUGGAAGAUGAAACUAAUCACAAUGCUACAUGUGGUGACCAGAUUAUUAACCGGGAAGACAAUUAUCUUAGUUAUCGUGAUGACACUGAUAAAAUAGUUUCUUCUAUUGUUUCCAAUGGUGUAAUAACCUGUAUUGGUGCAAGUGGAGGAGCCACAAGCGAUGCAGUGCCCUUGUUAGAUGAGGAACAUGCUAUGCAGGUAGUUACCUUGCCCAGUUCUGAUGUACAUAAGUGUCACAACAAUCAUUUGCCAGAUUACCAAAUAGUUGAUGAGAUAAGCACAGAUAAUCGGUCAGAAACCCCUGUUCAAACUGGUUUGGAGUGUGUACCAUUUGUGGGCAACUCGGAUGCUAGUUUGCCUAUCACUCCUUGCAAGUUGGAAAUAAUUAAGGAAGUCCAAGGAAGACAUGCACGAUCAAAAUCCAGCAACAAGGACCUGUUAAAUGGUACUGGGAAAGGAGAUGAGGCCCAAGAUGCCAGAACAUCAAAGAAGGGAAGUGGGGAAAGGCAAGAUGACGAAUGUAUGGCCAAUGGUCAUUCAGAUGGGGAUUUCGAAUAUUAUGUAAAGGUUAUCAGAUGGUUAGAAUGUGAGGGACAUAUUGAGAAGAAUUUCAGGCAGAAAUUCUUGACUUGGUAUAGUUUAAGAGCAAGCCCACAAGAACUAAGGGUUGUGAAGGCAUUUGUUGAUACCUUGAUUCAAGAUCCAGCAUCACUUGCAGAGCAGCUCAUGGAUACCUUUUCGGAAUGUAUUUCGUGCAAGAGAUCGUCUCUUGUGCCUUCUGGCUUCUGCAUGAGGCUUUGGCAUUGACAACCUUAGUGUUUCCUGCAACUAGGUAUCAUAGUUGCCUCCAUGAACCUGUCGUGGGUUCAUGUGGGCAAUAAUUCUUUAGACCCCAUUAACAUUCAUCAUUUAGACUAUCAUCAUUUACGUGUAUCAUCAGUAUUUGACACUAGUGCUGUAAGAAUGUCCGAAUUAAUUAUAGUGCCCUUUCACAUUUGUUAUAGCUUUUGGAAUUAAUGGUUGGUUUGCUACGCGGAUUAUGAAUCCUCAGUUCAUUUAAUACAUGACAAUUGUUGAA
This is a messenger RNA of Manihot esculenta (cassava), 2722 nucleotides long. RefSeq names its product VIN3-like protein 2. Lineage: Eukaryota; Viridiplantae; Streptophyta; Magnoliopsida; Malpighiales; Euphorbiaceae. The record is from RefSeq and is a predicted model, not a curated record. Gene Ontology annotation, molecular function: protein binding. The coding region runs from base 283 to 2451 and encodes 722 amino acids. The transcript is spliced from 5 exons. Gene Ontology annotation, biological process: epigenetic regulation of gene expression; vernalization response.